Messenger RNA from Babesia microti strain RI, 1506 nucleotides. Its product is annotated as conserved Plasmodium protein, unknown function. The transcript is spliced from 2 exons. NCBI's taxonomy places the organism in Eukaryota, Apicomplexa, Aconoidasida, Piroplasmida, Babesiidae. Bases 1 to 1506 code for a protein of 501 amino acids. The record is from RefSeq and is a predicted model, not a curated record.
AUGUGCAGUAAUUUACAGUGCUUGUUUUACAUCAUAUGUACGAUAGCGCUAUUUUUUAGUAACGUAAGAACCAAAUUAACGCGUUUAAAAUAUACUCAUCCUUUAUAUCGCAGUAAUUUCCGCACUAACUAUUACGGAUUCGUGAGCAACAACUUCGCACGUAAUAGUUGGCAGUGUUAUGCGAAGCCGAUCAUCACCACACCUGUUUUAUCCAAGGACGUACUGAAGAAGCAGGUCUUUCUUGACUAUGAAAAUAUACUACGUUCACACGACCCCUCAUUCAUCAACUACAACACGAGGCUCAGCUCCAUCCCUGGCAUUAAUAUUGAGAAUAUAGAUAAUCUCUAUGGCAGAAUCUACGACCGCAAAGUACUACUUAAGCAGUUGGAUUAUUUUUUUAGGCAGGAUGAUUUCCACACUAUCUAUCGCAUAUUAAGGGAUAAUCCAAAUGUGCUAACCCGGGUGGACUGUCAUAAACUGGUCAAUUCGCUGCCAUUUGUUUUGAAAAAGGUGCUCAAGUAUCCGGAUUUGAAAAUUGAAAAAAUUGAUGAGCAAUUAAGGUUCCUAGUUGGCCGAUAUGUUUUACAACAUGUUAUCCACCAACUGCCAACGGAGACUUGUAGGUAUCAUAAUUUGGUAGACGGGAAAGUCCCAGGAGAUCCAGUGCCGAACCCACAGAAGAGAGAUUUUUACAAGGGUGAAAAGGCUCCAAUUGAGGAGCAUCCGAGCUACGUAGAGUUAAUGGGAUCAUUAGCCGAUUUACCUGCUGAAAUUAAGUUUGAUAAGGCUUUGACACUUCAGCGCAGGAUGAUUGAGGCGAAACGUAAAAAGCUCGAGAGAGCUUUGUGGAACUUUCAAAAAUUGAAGCCACCAAAGCAUUUAUCUACACGGCUAAAAUUUAAAAAUCACAUUGAUAUAAAACGAAUAAAUCCCUUGAUGUCGCGUCCCCUUAGGUACACUAAGGAACAGUACAAUCAGGUAAAUCAAGAUUUUGCUACAGCUGUCGAGAAGGAAGAUUUAGUGACUGCAUGUUAUAUACUACAAAGACAUACACGAUUAUUGGACUUUAGAUAUAAGAGGGAAUUACUAAAAAAGUUCAUGGGGUUGCACAAAAAAGUGCAUCAGUGUGGUUUAUAUCCAGAGAGGAGCUUGAAAAGUAUAAGAUUACUGUAUUGGCGCACCAUGAAUAUGACAAGGGUGCUGCUUAAGCUCAGGGAAUAUUCUAUUAUACAAGAUCUUCCAUACUCCCAGAAGGAGUUAUAUGAGAAGGAGUUGGAGGCCUACAGGAAACGAAGAGACCAGAGAAAUAUUGAUAAGAUGAAGGCAGCAGGCUUUGAUGUAGACGAUAUAAACGAUUUCUCCAACGCCUACAGCGAAGAUUGGGUACCGGUGAUUAGGCCCGAUGAGUAUAAUAAGGCAGUUGAGUUCGCAAAGAGGCGAGCAGAAACUAUAAAGAAACUCUUUCAGUCUGAGGUGGAAGAGGAUCUCCUCAAGCAUUCUAAUUGA